Molecule: messenger RNA, 909 nt
Organism: Fraxinus pennsylvanica
Lineage: Eukaryota; Viridiplantae; Streptophyta; Magnoliopsida; Lamiales; Oleaceae
Source: the annotation of a GenBank genome assembly
AUGGCGACCGGACCAAGGAUUCUCUCAACUAAAGAGGCCGACAUUCAGAUGAUGUUGGCUGCCGAAGUUCACCUCGGCACCAAAAAUUGUGACUUCCAAAUGGAACGUUACGUCUUCAAGCGACGCAACGACGGAAUUUACAUCAUCAACCUUGGCAAAACAUGGGAAAAGCUUCAGAUGGCAGCCCGGGUAAUUGUAGCUAUCGAGAACCCUCAGGAUAUCAUUGUUCAGUCUGCAAGGCCAUAUGGUCAAAGGGCUGUCUUGAAGUUUGCCCAGUACACUGGGGCUCAUGCAAUUGCUGGACGCCAUACUCCCGGAACAUUCACUAACCAGCUUCAAACCUCGUUCAGUGAGCCACGUCUUUUGAUUCUUACUGAUCCAAGGACCGAUCACCAGCCAAUUAAAGAAGCAGCACUUGGGAACAUCCCCACCAUUGCUUUUUGUGAUACUGAUUCCCCUAUGCGCUAUGUUGAUAUUGGUAUCCCUGCCAAUAACAAGGGGAAGCACAGCAUUGGUUGUCUGUUUUGGCUCUUAGCAAGGAUGGUUCUUCAAAUGCGUGGCGUCAUUGCUCCAGGACACAAGUGGGAUAUCAUGGUUGAUCUGUUUUUCUACAGAGAGCCCGAGGACGCCAAGGAACAAGAAGAGGAGGAAGUACCCGCUCUCCCAGAUUAUGGUGAUUAUACAGCUGGCGCACUUGGUGGCAUGGAUUGGUCUAGUGGUCAGAUUCCAGAAGCUCAAUUUGCUCCUGACAUGGCAAGUGCCAUGCCACCAGUUGCCGGUGGUUGGACUGCUGCUGAUGCUGGAGUAACUGCUGAUGGAUGGGACUCGGCUGCCCCGCCACCAAUGGCAGCACCUGGAGUUGAUAUAAUGCCUCCAGCUCCUGCUGCUCCGACUGGCUGGGAAUUGUAA